Molecule: messenger RNA, 3104 nt
Organism: Budorcas taxicolor (takin)
Lineage: Eukaryota; Metazoa; Chordata; Mammalia; Artiodactyla; Bovidae
Gene: INTS10
Product: integrator complex subunit 10
Exons: 17
Coding region: 1-2265 (754 amino acids)
Biological process (GO): snRNA processing
Cellular component (GO): integrator complex
Source: RefSeq, a predicted model, not a curated record
AUGUCCGCCCAGGGCGACUGCGAGUUUCUGGUGCAGCGAGCCCGCGAGCUGGUGCCGCAGGACCUGUGGGCCGCCAAGGCGUGGCUCAUCACGGCGCGCAGCCUCUACCCGGCGGACUUCAACAUCCAGUAUGAGAUGUACACCAUCGAGCGGAAUGCGGAGCGGACAGCCACCGCCGGCAGGCUGCUCUACGACAUGUUUGUGAAUUUCCCAGAUCAGCCGGUGGUGUGGAGAGAGAUCAGCAUUAUUACCUCAGCAUUAAGAAACGAUUCACAAGAUAAACAAACCCAAUUCUUAAGAAGUUUAUUUGAAACUCUUCCUGGGCGAAUCCAGUGUGAAAUGUUACUGAAGGUUACGGAACAAUGCUUCAACACUUUGGAACGUUCAGAAAUGCUGCUCCUACUUCUGAGACGCUUCCCUGAAACCGUGGUGCAACAUGGGGUUGGCCUUGGGGAGGCACUCUUAGAGGCUGAGACUAUUGAGGAACAAGAAUCUCCUGUCAACUGCUUUAGAAAAUUAUUCGUGUGUGAUGUCCUUCCGCUAAUAAUUAACAACCACGACGUUCGGUUGCCUGCCAAUUUGCUCUAUAAGUACUUGAACAAAGCAGCUGAAUUUUACAUAAAUUAUGUCACUAGAACAACUCAAAUAGAGAAUCAGCAUCAAGGUGCUCAGGAAACAUCUGAUUUAAUGUCACCGAGCAAACGUAGCUCUCAGAAGUACAUAAUAGAAGGGCUGACGGAAAAAUCGUCCCAGAUUGUGGACCCUUGGGAGAGAUUGUUUAAGAUUUUGAAUGUUGUUGGAAUGAGGUGUGACUGGCAGAUGGAUAAAGGAAGACGAAGCUAUGGUGAUAUUUUGCAUAGAAUGAAGGAUCUCUGCAGAUACAUGAACAACUUUGAUAAUGAAGCUCAUGCGAAAUACAAAAACCAAGUGGUUUAUUCCACUACGCUGGUCUUCUUUAAGAAUGCAUUCCAGUAUGUCAACAGCAUACAGCCAUCCCUCUUCCAAGGUCCCAACGCCCCGAGCCAGGUCCCGCUGGUUCUCCUGGAGGACGUAUCGAACGUGUACGGUGAUGUCGAGAUCGAUCGCAGUAAACACAUACAUAAGAAGAGGAAACUAGCCGAGGGAAGAGAAAAACCCACGAGUUCGGACGACGAAGACUGUUCAGCAAAAGGAAGGAACCGUCACAUUGUCAUCAACAAGGCAGAACUUGCUAACUCGAUCGAGGUGUUGGAGAGCUUCAAGCUGGCCAGAGAGAGCUGGGAGCUGCUCUAUUCCCUGGAAUUCCUGGAUAAGGAAUUUACGAGAAUUUGUUUGGCGUGGAAGACGGAUACUUGGCUCUGGCUGAGAAUCUUCCUCAACGAUAUGAUCAUCUAUCAGGGUCAAUAUAAGAAGGCCAUCGCCAGCUUGCACCACUUGGCAGCUCUCCAGGGAUCACUUCCUCAGCCACAGAUCUCGGGGCAGGGCACCUUGGAGCAUCAGAGGGCACUCAUCCAGCUGGCCACCUGCCACUUCGCUCUGGGGGAGUACAGAAUGACGUGUGAGAAGGUCCUGGAUUUGAUGUGCUCCAUGGUCCUUCCCAUCCAGGAUGGAGGCAAGUCCCAGGAGGAGCCCUCCAAAAUAAAGCCCAAGUUUAGAAAAGGUUCAGAUCUGAAGCUUCUGCCAUGUACCAGCAAGGCCAUCAUGCCCUACUGCCUGCACUUAAUGUUGGCUUGUUUUAAGCUGAGAGCCUUCACGGACAGCAGGGACGACAUGGCGCUGGGCCACGUCAUCGUCCUGCUGCAGCACGAGUGGCCGCGGGGGGAGACGCUCUUCCUGAAAGCCGUCAGCAAGAUCUGCCAGCAAGGGAGCUUCCAGUACGAGAAUUUCUUCAAUUACGUCACAAAUAUCGACAUGCUGGAGGAGUUCGCCUACCUGAGAACUCAGGAAGGUGGGAAGAUCCAUCUGGAACUGCUGCCCAAUCAAGGAAUGCUGAUCAAGCCUUCUAGCCCUCCCAUGGGGUUACUGCAGCAGGAAUUCUUCCCUGUGCUUCAGCCCAGCAUACAGACUGCCGACAGGUACCACACGGACACGCCUGCUCAUAGUGUGCUGUUUGUUGACAUGUCUUACCGCCCAUGGAUUCCAGCUCUUCGUUCCUCGGUGCCCUUUUUUCAUGCUUUAUUUAAUUUUUUAAUUUGUUCCGCAUUCCUUGGCAAGCCAUCUGGUUGUAAUAUUGUUAACAUUUCUUAUUUUUUCCAUAAGUUGCCAGUGUUUUUGUGUUCAAUUUAAAAAUCAUUAUGGAUCUGGAAAUAAGUGAACAUUAUAUGAAAGUGUGUCAGAUUAAGCACACAUCAGAUCAGGCACUGAACUACGACUCUCUUUUCAUAAAGCCUAAGGCAUUUGGUGAUAAAUGUUUAAGGAUAGCGAAACUCAGAAGUAAAUUUUUAUUAUGGGAUUUCCAAAUUCAUGCCCAGGGUUGAGGGUUCGGCCUCAAUGAGCUGGCUUUAGCAGAGUUAUUUUCCUGACACUGACCUCACCUUUCUGAAUUGAAAAUAACUGGUAGGCAGGACACCGCAUUUAUUAACUGGUUUAUCCUGGUCUUAAACCACAAAAGCUAACUCAUUCUCUUCAUCCAAACUUACCAGAGCAAUAGAAACGCUGAUAGAAAUAUAAUUGAGUUGUACUGCUCUUCAUGUAUGGAAACAGUCUGGCCUUGGGCCCAUGCCCAGCGGCACACGGCGUUUUGUGAUUACCAGCAUGAAGGGGAGCCUUUGGUUGGAGGCACCCAUGCCCUUCACUCAGGGUCUGCAAACACCAGUGUCUUUCACUGGGUCAGAGGGCGGGUGCUUAGGGCUGCAGGCUGGGUCCCCCAAGAGCCGCAUCUCAGGGUAGCACAGAGGGGCUGUUUGUGCCCCCAGUGGGGCUUACUGACCCUUUGUCCUCCCUGCCGAGGCCAGCCGCCGGACCCGGCUAGAAGUGUCCACGGAGCCCCGAGUCUGGCCUGGGCUGUGCUGUUGAGCGCUGUGCGGCUCUGUUCGCUGCCCACGGGCGUGUAGAGCGGCCUGUAGUGCAGCACUCUUCUAACCAAGCCUGGGUUUUUUAUUUCCCCUUCUGUUACACUGCAGCUC